AUGGUUUCUAUCAAGUCUGUCAUUGUCUUGGCUCUCGCCUCGUUCGCUGCUGCCCAGUCUUCUGCCAGGGCAUCUAGCUCCACCAGGGCCGCCUCAUCGGCCGCACGUUCAGCUUCUGCUUCGCGUUCCGCCUCUGCUUCUCGCUCGGCCUCUGCCACUGCUCGUCCUUCGGGCGCUGCUGGCAAGAACAUUGCUGGUGGUCUUGUUGCUGGUGCCGCCGUCGCCUUGUACGCCCUUUAA
This is a messenger RNA of Protomyces lactucae-debilis, 240 nucleotides long. RefSeq lists its product as uncharacterized. Lineage: Eukaryota; Fungi; Ascomycota; Taphrinomycetes; Taphrinales; Protomycetaceae. The coding region runs from base 1 to 240 and encodes 79 amino acids. The transcript has 2 exons. The record is from RefSeq and is a predicted model, not a curated record.